Messenger RNA from Striga asiatica, 840 nucleotides. NCBI's taxonomy places the organism in Eukaryota, Viridiplantae, Streptophyta, Magnoliopsida, Lamiales, Orobanchaceae. The record is from the annotation of a GenBank genome assembly.
AUGAGUCCCUCAACCAUCUCCCUCAUCCUCACUACAUCCUUCUUCCUCCUUUCCACCACCAUCACAGCCCACAACAUCACUCACAUCCUCGACCAAUACCCGGACUUCUCCCAAUUCAACGCCCUCCUCUCCCAAACCCACCUAUCCGAAACCAUCAACAACCGCAAGCCCCUCACCAUCCUCGCCCUCACCAACGCCCGCCUGGCGGCCGAUGACCUCGCCAGCAAACCCGAUGACGUCAUCAAGCGCAUCCUCAGCACCCACGUCCUCCUCGACUACUACAACGUCCUCAAGCUCAACAAACUGAGGGGCAACCACACCAUCAUCACCACUCUUUACCAGUCCACGGGGACAGCAGACGAUCUGCAGGGCUUCAUCAACGUAGCACAUAACCAGGACGGAAUCUUCUUCGGCUCGGCAAUGAAGGGAGCCGCAGUCGAGUCCAAGCUCGAGGGCUCCGUGGCCGCCUUACCGUACAACAUAUCCGUACUCAGCGUCUCACACGUUAUUGUGGCGCCCGGGAUCGAUGGCAGCUGGCGCCCGGUUAACGUCUCGGCGCCGCCGCCGGAGGCAGCUGCGGCUGCGGCUGCGCCGGAAGUCGAAGCCCCGGCAGAGAGUCCAGAGGAUGACCUGCCGGUUGCUGAUGGGCCUGAUGUUGAGGUGGAAGGGCCCGCCCAAGCCCCAGCGCCGGGCCCAGGGCCCGAUGCUGAACUGGCGGAUGUUGAAGUUGACGAUGAAGUGACGGUGCCGCCGGCUAGCGGCGCUUGGAGGACUAAAGCGGUUUCUGGCUCAUUGGUCGGGCUAGUGGUGGCGGUUGCGUCGGUUUUGAUGUGGAUGUAA